ACUUGUAAUUUAACUAUUAAAAAUGUCUCAUUUUACUCUGACUUUCUAUUUUUUGUCCGGCCUUUGUGCCUUACUUACAUUUUUAUUUAAAGAAAGUAAAUCUGAAAGUACCUCAUCUGAUCGUGGGCAGUCAGGGAAAGAUUAUAAGAACUUCCGUCUAAAUUAUUUGAUCGUUUAUUUAUUAGUGAUGACCGGUGAUUGGCUGCAAGGACCAUAUGUUUACGCUAUUUAUAAAAGUUACGGUUUUGAUUUGAAACAACAAGCAAUUUUGUUUGUUACUGGAUUUCUUUCGAGUGGAAUUUUUGGAACUGUUGUUGGAUCUGCUGCGGAUAAAUAUGGGAGAAAGAAAUUUUGUUUACUUUUUGCAUUACUUUAUUCUACAUUUUGUGUUAUUAUCACGUCAAAAAAUUUUUAUAUAUUGUUAUUUGGAAGGAUCUUGUCUGGUAUAAGUACUUCUCUCUUGUUUUCGGUCUUCGAAAGUUGGAUGGUCAGUGAACAUUUUUCAAGAGGAUUUCAUUCCUCAUUAUUAUCUGAAACAUUCUCAAUGGCAACUUAUGGGAAUGGACUUGUUGCUAUUUUUAGUGGAUUAUUAGCAAAUUGGUUAGCCGAACACUUUGGAAUUACAUCACCUUUUUUAGCAGCAAUUGGCUUCUUUGUAUUAGCGGCUUUAGUAAUAACUGUUACUUGGAAAGAGAAUUACGGCGACAAAGAUAAUUCGAAAGAAACUUCAUCUUUGACUCAAGCUUUGAAGGUUAUAAGCGGCGAUUCUCGCGUUCUUGCAGUUGGAGCCGUCCAAUCAUUAUUUGAGGCUUCCAUGUACACAUUUGUAUUCUUCUGGGGUCCAUUUUUAGAAAAUUAUCAUAAAUCAGAAGAGGGUUUGCCUUUUGGAAUAAUUUUCGCCAGCUUUAUGGUUUCCAUUAUGAUUGGAUCAUUACUUUAUGGUAAUUUAUGUGGUUCGCGUAAUAUUCCUUUAUCUGAUAUUGCACAAGGAACACUUUUAUUAGCGGGAGUCUCAUUAUUGUUUCCAUUGCUUUAUCCCAAUGAAUACACGUUGUUUUUCUUUUUUAUAUUGUUUGAAGUGACAUGUGGACUUUAUUUCCCUACUAUUUCCACUCUUAGAGCUAAAGUUGUACCUGAAAACUUAAGAGCUACUGUUAGUAAUCUAUUCAGAGUACCGUUGAAUGCGUGUGUUGUAACACUUUUGGUAUCUGAUUUAACAACUUCAAUACAAUGUUUGAUGUGUAGUGUAUUACUUAUCGUAGCUUUUGUUUGGUCUUUUGCAUUAGAGGAAUCUGAUACUUCUAAGAAAGCUGCAAAGAUCAGAAAAAAACUUGAAAAAAAAAAUAAAUUAAUGUAAAUUAAUAUUUAUUAAGACAAGCUUUUAAAAAAAAAAUAGAUUAACGAUGCUAGAUAUGCUAGAUAAUAAAAAUUAAUUUAUAGAUAGAUAACAAGCUUUUUAAUAUUAAUAAAAAAAUUAAUGAUUAGAGAUUAUUUAUUAUAAACUGUAAUAUAAUUUAUAUAAGAUAGAAUAUUACGAAUAGCCUUCUAUCAGGAAUACCAACCUUCGGUCACGAUAACCAGAAACGUUCGAUAUCGUUAGUCAUUAAAAUUUUUUUUCAAUAAUCUUAUAAUUAAAAAUGAAGGAAAUUUGUACUUACGCAUCCUGCACAGUUAUGUUUGGAAUUAGGUUAGAGUUAGAAAGUUAAUUAUGUUAAGAUUUUACUACCAAAAAAACAAUUAUUUUAUUUUAAAAUAAACAAAUUUUAUUGGAUGCGUUAUUAUGGAUCCAACUAUACAAGAAAAAAAAAAAAUAUUAGAAAAUAUUUCUAUU
Messenger RNA from Rhizophagus irregularis DAOM 181602=DAOM 197198, 1831 nucleotides. RefSeq lists its product as uncharacterized. Gene Ontology annotation, cellular component: membrane. NCBI's taxonomy places the organism in Eukaryota, Fungi, Glomeromycota, Glomeromycetes, Glomerales, Glomeraceae. Gene Ontology annotation, biological process: molybdate ion transport. Gene Ontology annotation, molecular function: molybdate ion transmembrane transporter activity. The record is from RefSeq and is a predicted model, not a curated record.